AUGGCGCAUGUCGAGCACGUUGAGGGCGAAGGCAGCAUGGCACAAGUGAACUUGGAGGACCAGCAGGACCAGUCCAGUGAAGAGCUCACAGCGGCAGUGGCAGCAUCUCUACAGGCUCGACAGAGGCACAGAAUUGUGCAAUUGGAAGAAAGGUUAGAGGUUCUCGAGGUGGGGCGUGCAGCUAAAGAAAGGCAAUCGAACCAUUAUAUGGCUCAAGGGAGGGCGAUCCGGCGUAUUGUCUCUUUGUUUGACAAUGUUGAGGAUCUCGUCACCGAGAAUGACCGAAGAUACGACCUGACCGGUGAUGAAGAAGUCAAUGUAGAUCAAGACCGACUGCAGGUAGGGUACGUCACCCUCACCCAUACCCUGCCAUGGUUCCAUAAAAAGGCCGUAGAGAUGGAGUAUGACGAGUAUGUGUACAUGAUGAAAAUGGUUGGUUUUAUAUGUGUCGAUGAUAGGCAUUGUGACGACACCUCAAAACUCAAGGCACUCAUUUCCGAAUGGGUAAACCGAGAGUUCAAGCCAGAACACCCUGUCGACCCAGACAAUAAGCAUUCACAUGGAUUCAUCAACGAUGCAUGUGGUAGGUUGCUCUGCCUGGCCAAAAUUGACUGGAACAACCCAAUCGCAAGGGCAGGAAUUCGGGAUCGCACGGAUGGCUAUAUUGUGACGGAUCUGUCCUUCCCAGCAUUUCUAUAUGAUAAGUACACCGCCAAUCCGGAUGAUCUGGAGGAGGGGCUUUUUAAAGGCAAAAUUCUUCUUCAGGACAUCGAGGGCGAUGGUGACGGGGCCGAUGUCAUCCAAAACAACAUACUCGCUAAGAAAUCCGCUGCUGGUGUCAAAGUCAAGAAACACGUAAUGCAGAUCAUCAAGAUGAGAAAAGUCACUCCUCAGUCUAUCGCCUACAUUGUAUGCCAAGUAAAUUCAUUUGGCGAGCGGUCCGUUGAUGGGGAUUUUGAUUACAUUCAGUUUUGGCGGACUAUCAUGGACUUCUUCGAAUGUCCCCCUGGUCAAGAAGCACGUUGUAGGGUCGACAGACUCCUGGGGUGGUGGACGAGGAAAGUGUUUGGAAGGAACUACCGCGAAGACCUUAGUAGUACAGCAAAGGAAAAUAUGUCUGUUAAUGCCCUCGCAAGGCAGAGGGCACAGCGUGACGACCUCAGUUUUGAUUCACCAUGA
This is a messenger RNA of Suillus fuscotomentosus, 1179 nucleotides long. RefSeq lists its product as uncharacterized. Lineage: Eukaryota; Fungi; Basidiomycota; Agaricomycetes; Boletales; Suillaceae. The transcript has 8 exons. The coding region runs from base 1 to 1179 and encodes 392 amino acids. The record is from RefSeq and is a predicted model, not a curated record.